AGAGAUGCUUAGCAACAUGCUUUGGUUUUCUCCAUGGCCUAUGGUUUUGCAGCUUUGGGCUCAGUGUUUCAUAGCGGGUGCGGCUUUCAGGGGCGGCACCACAAGGUGGGCUCCAUGGCGAAACGAUGCAGCACCCGGGCAGUGAUUCAAAUCUUUGUGACAGGUAUGUGCUUGGCAACUGCCAUUACUUCCUUCACAUUUGCCUUUGUGUUCGAGCAGUUCAUGGACCAGUUGACUGAAAACUAUCGGGGUGAACUGCGGUCUGAAAAUUUGCCUUGCAUAAGAAGUACGCUGGACGACUGCUCCAAUGCAAUAGAGGACAAAUGCUGGGACCCCUGCUGUCCACCUGGUUACUUCUGCUCACGCUCACCCAUUGUGGGCCUGUAUUGUCAGGAUGGGUUGACGACAUGCGGUGAUCCCAACUGGUGCCGGGACUUCGCUGACAUCUCCCGAACUUGCCUGACGCCAGUGUGCAAGACAAAUACAAUGAUCACUCGAAUAACCGCCUGGUCGUACAUUCUUGCGGCUAUCGGGAUCUUCUUGGAUUUGGUUGAUAUCAUCACCAUUUUCACGCUGCCAGAUGCCGUUGUUUUCAAAGCAGGCACCAACGUCUUCUCAAGCCUAGUGAAGUGGCUGGCUUUUGGUCUCGUAGUCGGCGCUGGCACACAAGGUUUCAUGUCAGAGCUGGAGCAGGCCAGGUGUUUCAACGAUGUCGGCAUGCAGCUAGUGGCAGACGCUGGGGGCCUCUUCGUCUCCUAUGCCAUUGUGCAGGUGGUGUCGGCCACACUGUCCUUGGUCCUGGCACCUUUUUCAGCAUACUUUGGAGGAAAACUGCAAGGGGGCGAAGUGCCUUACGUCAAGUGAUCUGUAGAAUGAGUGUUUCACCCAUUUCGAAGGGGUGGCAUAAUUGCCAAUGUCACCAGAACAAAUUGCGAAGUUCUGUGCUUAGGCUGUGAAGUGGA
This is a messenger RNA of Durusdinium trenchii, 962 nucleotides long. The record is from the annotation of a GenBank genome assembly. NCBI's taxonomy places the organism in Eukaryota, Dinophyceae, Suessiales, Symbiodiniaceae.